GAUUGUCUUCAGUUUCAGCUUCACAGGGACUUAAGUUUUUGUGUUCACACUAUCUGUUGCGCUCAUGAUUUGCAGAUCUGCUCCGUAUAUACAUUGAAUUUUUAAUUCUAUUCUCUGUUGCUUAGGUUACUCUUGUUAUCCGUUUCUGUAAUCAUUAUGUGCUUUUUUGUUUGAGGAUAAGGUUUGAGCAGAGUGAUCUUGGAGCCUACAGGUGGCGUCAGAAUUUUGGAAUUGUGUGUUUGUCAUGGCCUAGUUGAGUAUUGGUUUCAGAUUCUGACUGGGAUUUUGAAGAACAGAGUAGUCUAUACUUCAAGUUUGGCUAUUGAGGCGAAAUGGCCUCGGAGAGAGCUGCAUGGCAGAUUCUUCUAUUGUUCAAUGUGGUCACAUUCUUGUAUCUAAUUGGGCAGCACAUGAGUUCCUGUGUUGUGAUAGACUUAGAAUAUUGUGGUGGUUUCUGUUUCAUCAAUUUUAUAGUCUGUUCUAUACCCUCCUCCUUGUCGUGUAAAAUCCUUCCACAUUUUGAUAUUGUUGCUGAAGGAUACGUGGGUUAAAUUAGUGAACAACAGGAAAGGAAAAGAUGUGCGAACUGAAGGAUGCAUCUUGGAGGAGAUUAGGUCUGCUUCCUUUAACAGGGAAAUUUUGUGGUCUCCAGGAUAUAAAAUUUCCUUAUUGGUUUAGAGGAUGCUUGUCCCAUUCCUCAUGGGUUUUAACUAGGAAAGAUGGUGUUGCAAAUUUGGAGUCUAUGGAAUUGCUAAGGAGGUGUUUUGACAGUUUGACUUCUUCAAACUUCUUGCCUUGAAUUUGGGAACCUCUUUCCUCGUUUUGAUCUGCAAAAGAUAAAGUGUUUGUGAUCAUGGGUGGCUCAGGGAAGUGGCUGAGAACAUUGGUUGGUUUAAAGAAGUCAGAAAAGUCACAAUCUUCAAAUAAGGAUGAGAAUCGGUCAGCACCUGCUGGUCGGUUUUGGCACCGGAGAAGGCUUUCUGUCGACAUUGACAGUGGUACUUUUAAAGAUGAUUUUGUUCAUAACACAGAUCUGUUAACAGGGGAUGCCAAGGUUCAACCAAGUUCAGAGUCCUCCGGCUCCCCUGCUAGUUCACAACAAGUACAGAGUGCUGCUCAAGUUGAAAAGAAUGUCAAAGAAGAAUGGGCUGCUACAUGCAUUCAAACAGCAUUUAGAGGAUUUCUGGCCAGACGAGCACUUAGGGCUUUGAAAGGAUUGGUGAGACUUCAGGCCCUUGUUAGGGGUCAUGCUGUAAGAAAGCAAGCUGCAGUAACCCUUCGUUGCAUGCAAGCCUUGGUGAGAGUUCAGGCUCGUGUUCGAGCACGCCGUGUUCGCAUGACAUUGGAAUGUCAGAUGGCAGAGGAAAAAUUUAAGCAACAGCUGGUGCAUGAGGCUCAUGUUCGAGAAAUAGAGGAAGGGUGGUGUGACAGUGUUGGAUCUGUGGAAGAGAUUCAGGCCAAGUUAUUGAAGAGGCAAGAAGCAGCAGCCAAGCGUGAGAGAGCUAUGGCAUAUGCUCUGGCUCAUCAGUGGCAAGCAGGAUCGAGGCAGCAGUCAGCCUUUACAGGUUUUCAUCCUGAUAAAAGCAACUGGGGUUGGAACUGGUUGGAGAGAUGGAUGGCAGUUCGUCCAUGGGAGAAUCGGUUCCUUGACAUCAAUCUCAGAGAUGGAGUUAUGAUCCAUGGGAAUGGGUCAGCAGAGGGGAAGAAUGACUUAAAGACACAAUUCAGAUCUGCCAGCAAGAAGCCUAUCUCAUCAAAUCCUCACUCUAAUCAGAAAACCACAUCUCAUUCUGAUGGUAGUGGCUCUUCAUUGAGCAAGUCAGCUAAUGUGCUAGCAACAUCCAACACAGUAUCAAGUAAGCCAAGAUCUAAGCCAUCUGAAGAUCCAGUUGAAGAAGCAAACUCAAGACCUUCUGGCACUUGGCCCCGAUCAUACAGCAAUCCUAAAGAGAGACCUUCACAACUGGAAUCCCAGGCAAAGAAGCGGUUGUCCCUGCCAAACAGUGGUCCUGGAGGACAAACAUCCAGGCGGCCGUGUAAGAACACUGUCAACAGGACAUCCAAUACACAGAAGCCCAUCAAGGAUAGAACCAAAUUUAAUGGAAGAAGUGAUUCCGGCCAAACAAACGGUGUCCAGCAGGUAAUUGAGCUUCAAGAUUGAGGAUCAAUUUGAAGAUGUAUUCCAAGCUCGAAUUGCCAAGAGGAGGUUUGGACGCUGCUGUCUCGAUUUGUAUAUAACUGAGUCUUUUCUAGCUUGGAGGUGGGAUCAUAUUGGUUUUAUUCCUUUCUUACAGUUACACUAGCAGUUUCAUGGUGGCACGGUUGGGGAGACAGUUUCAAUUGUCACCCACAAGGAGUGUAAUUACUGGUAAUUAUUAUGUGAAUGGCUUCAGUUCUUUGAGUUAGUA
Macadamia integrifolia is the source of this 2408-nucleotide messenger RNA. RefSeq names its product protein IQ-DOMAIN 5-like. Gene Ontology annotation, molecular function: protein binding. The record is from RefSeq and is a predicted model, not a curated record. Lineage: Eukaryota; Viridiplantae; Streptophyta; Magnoliopsida; Proteales; Proteaceae.